Molecule: messenger RNA, 1608 nt
Organism: Polychytrium aggregatum
Lineage: Eukaryota; Fungi; Chytridiomycota; Chytridiomycetes; Polychytriales
Product: coiled-coil domain-containing protein 65-like protein
Exons: 7
Coding region: 1-1608 (535 amino acids)
Biological process (GO): cilium-dependent cell motility; axonemal dynein complex assembly; regulation of cilium movement
Cellular component (GO): axonemal dynein complex; axoneme
Source: RefSeq, a predicted model, not a curated record
AUGGCCAAGAAGGGAAAGAAGGGAAAGAAGGGUGGAGAGGCUAAAACGGAGGCCCAGCUCCUGAAGGAAGAGGAACAGCGCAAGCGGGUCAUGGAAGUCAUCAAGGAGAAGGCCAAGGAGCGUCAGGCUCUGGAGGAAAAGAACGCCAAAAUCAAUAUGCUCAAGAUCAAUAACAUGUGGAGGGAAAUCAUGAAAAUCGCCAAGACUCGUGAGAUGUCGCAUCAAACGCAAGUCCUCAAGAGCGUGCACGAGCGCCAAGUCGACAGAAAGACUGUGGGGAUACUGAACCUGGGCCAGAGUCUCUUCGAGGCCGAGGAACAGUUCGAGACUGCUCUGAAGGCACAUUGCAUCAACGUCGAUACGCUGAUAGACCUGCAGAGAAGCCGCCUGGACUUUUUGAUGAGCCAGUUCGAGAGCGACCUCGGCACCCUUGAUACCGAGUUCAACAGCGAGAGGUACGCGCGCUUUGGCCGAUCGCUUGGCUCAGAUAUGCGCUUAGGCAGCCAUUGGGGCACUCGAGCCCUUGGUGGCCGCGGUGGCACCCGUCUGAUCACAUAUCGAAUUGGAAGAGCACGGAUACAGAUGCAGCAUGCAAAGGACAAGGCAGAUCUUGUGGGAAUCAUGACUCGGAUGGACCAGGAGUUUCAAGAAACCGAAGGCGAUGCCAAGCACGAGUACUCCAGUUUGAAGGACGACAUCAAAAACAAGAAUCUCGAAGAGAAGCAUAGUCUGAGAAUCCAGCUCGAGGGCACCGUCGAAGAUCUGUGGAAACAGUUUCAGGCCGCCUUGAACCAAUACAACACUGGCACCGAGGAGCGGAAGAAGCAGUUUGAGGAACUCAAGCAAAAAGACCAAAAGAAUGCCAAGGAGAUCGAACAGCAGAUGAAGAAACUCGUCAAACUGCAAGAGACCAUCGCGGGCUUGAAAACCAAGCUGUCCAAUAACGCGCGCGAGUUUGAGCAGCAGAACAAGAUCCUACGGGAGGAGAAGGAGCUCAUCCAGGGGCGGUUCCAGGCUCUCAAGCGCCGGAUGAACUCCUUCCGGGACGACGAGCGCAAGAAACUCACCGAUCUGACCAUCACCUCCAACCGCGUCCUGAAGGAUCUGCAGGAGAAAGUGCAGAAGGCCGAGAAGAUCAUCAAACUUGCCGAGAUGAACCGCAAACUCGAGGUCGAGGAGGAGAAGAUUGUGCCAUUCUACAAGGACUCGAUUGAAGGGACCCGAUACGAGGCGAUGGACAUCUCGGCCGAAAGUGGCAUCAAGCUGCCCAAGGAGUUUGAGGCCAUGGAGCAGUUCCACAAGCGCUUCAACAAGGUGCAUCUGGACAAACUCGGGCUGGAAAAGCAGCACAAGACGCUGCAAGAGGAGAAUGCCCACUUGCGAUCCAUUCUGAAGCAGUAUCUUGAUGGCAUCAGCGUGACCGAGACGGUGCUGUCGCAGCUCAAUCCGCUGAUCGUGGUCAACGGCCGAACGAAUGCUCCGCUGGAUCAUCCUCAAAGUCAGAUGAAUCUGACCUACGUUGAAGCCCGCCACCAGCUUGAGGCGCAAAAAAUGAAUGCCGUUGGUGAUGUCGUCCCGCACCGGAGCUGGACAAGCUUUGUGCCAUAA